CGUGCACAUAGCACGAAACCAACAAAGAGAUUCAACAAAACGAUCAGCUUAAAGCAAGAAAAUGACCACGGCCAGCCUCCUCCCUCUGAUUAUUUUUUUACAGUUAUAACAGUUAACACAUCAUCAUCUGAUCAUCGUCGCCGCCACAUCAACCAUUUCUAUUUCUAUCGCAACGCGACGCCGCGUUUUGUGUUUGAUUGACUGGACUGUCUCCUUGUUUUUUUCACUCCACGAAUCAUUAUCUUUUAUAUUAUUGUUUAUACGUUUUUUUGGUUAUUAUUAUUAAUUUUCAACGUCCCUAUCAAAAUUCCCUAAUUUUUUUCCUGGAGGAUUCGAAAAGAAAAUCGGAUUCCAUCGUAUUUAUCUCUCUCCAUUAUCGAUCUUCUUCUCAAGAUUAUAGCACAUUCAAUCCGUUUUUUUGUUUCUUUUUCUUCUUUGUUAGGGUUUCGUUCAACGUGACUCUGUCGAAGUUCGGGGUUUUUUUUAUAAUUAUUUUUUUAACUUGUCAAAUCCGUACGAUUUUGCAAUUGACGUACAAUUUUUUCUACGGUGAUUAUAAGGGGAAGGAACACUGACAGUUGGGAGAAUUGAUUGAAGGAGGGGUAUUUUUGGAACGCAAAUUUAUGAAUUCGGGGCAAAUGUUUAGUCCGGGCAUGGAUGCUGCCCGGGAAACUAGCGGAGUUUCAGGUGCCGUACUUGUUCCAAAUCGGUUCGUUUGGCCUCAUGGAGGAAGAACUGUUUUUUUAAGCGGUUCUUUUAAUAGGUGGUCUGAGCUUUUGCCAAUGUCGCCGGUGGAAGGUUGUCCUACUGUAUUCCAGAUUAUUUGGAGCGUGCCACCAGGUUUCCACCAGUUUAAGUUUUUUGUUGAUGGAGAAUGGCAACAUGACGACCACCAACCUUACAUGAGUGGUGAAUACGGGACUGUGAACACUGUGUUUUUAACUGCAGAACCUAGUUUCAUGCCUGGAAUUAAUCCAUUGGCUUCUUGUGGAUCUAACAUGGAUGUGGAUAAUGAAGCAUUUCAACGUGUGGUUCGGAUUUCUGAUGGCACUUUGACUGAGGGAAUGCCAAGGGUAUCAGAAGCUGAAUUGCAGGUCUCUCGUCAUCGUGUAUCUGGGUUCUUAUCUACACACACUGCUUAUGAGUUACUUCCCGAGUCAGGCAAGGUUGUGGCAUUGGACAUUGAUUUACCUGUAAAACAAGCAUUUCAUAUACUAUACGAGCAGGGUAUCUCCAUAGCUCCACUUUGGGACUUCUGCAAAGGACAGAUUGUUGGAGUACUUAGUGCAUUAGAUUUUAUAUUGAUUUUAAGAGAGCUUGGGAACCAUUGCUCAAAUCUGACAGAGGAAGAGCUCGAAACACACACCAUUUCAGCCUGGAAGGAGGGGAAAGCAUAUUUGAGUGGGCAAAUUGAUGGGCAUGGGAGGGCAUUUUCAAGACCUCUCAUCCAUGCUGGUCCCAAUGAUAACUUGAAGGAUGUUACUUUGAAAAUUUUGCAAAAUGAGGUGGCUACAGUUCCCAUAAUCUAUUCGGCUUCAGAAGAUGGUUCAUUUCCCCAGCUAUUACAUCUUGCUUCAAUGUGUGGAAUACUAAAAUGUGUUUGCAGAUAUUUUAGGCAUUGUUCGGAGUUGUUGCCCAUACUAAAUGUACCAAUUUGUGCAAUUCCUGUGGGUACAUGGGUUCCAAAAAUUGGAGAACCUAAUCGAAGACCGUUAGCAAUGUUGAAACCUAGUGCUUCCCUUAGUUCAGCAUUAAAUUUGUUAGUUCAAGCUCAAGUAAGUUCGAUACCAAUAGUUGAUGAUAAUGACUCGCUAUUGGAUAUAUACUGUCGGAGUGACAUAACCGCUUUGGCAAAAGACAGAGCUUAUGCCCAUAUUAAUCUUAAUGAAAUGACUGUUCAUCAGGCAUUGCAAUUGGGACAAGACUCAUAUUCUCCUUAUGAGCUUAAAACUCAAAGAUGUCAGAUGUGUUUACCAUCAGAUUCGUUGCAUAAAGUAAUAGAGCGUUUGGCAAAUCCAGCUGUGCAUUUACCUUGGAUUUCAGGUGUUCGACGGCUUGUGAUUGUGGAGGCGGGCAGUAAGCGUGUGGAGGGCAUUGUUUCAAUCAGUGACAUUUUUAGGUUCCUGCUUGGUUAAAUAAGAAUAAUAGCUGAAUGUCAACCUAAUAUGCAGUGGUCUCAGAUAUUCCACGACUUUUUGCGCUAAGUUUCAUGCCUCUGUUAAAAUCGAUUGCGGAGUACAUCUAAUGGUGAUUUGAUCUUUGUUUGGUAUAAAAUUUAUCAAUGAACAGGGCCUCUUGCUCUUGAAUGCCUUGUUUUUAGAAUUUUAGGCUGGAAGAAAAAGAGGCUUGUAAUUUGAGAGCAUUCAGUUUUUAACCAAAAUUUUGCUCAUCUCCCCUCCGCCCAUAUAAUUUCUUCUGAUGUUAAAAACUUUGUGGCAGUAAUGUAGAUGCCAUGUUCUUGGGGAGCAUGAGAUGAAACCUGUAAUUGUUAAUUUCUGAUACAAAGUUACUAGUGAAAAAGAUGUGGAACUAGGAACUAACGUUUGUUAA
This is a messenger RNA of Mangifera indica (mango), 2550 nucleotides long. RefSeq names its product sucrose nonfermenting 4-like protein. The record is from RefSeq and is a predicted model, not a curated record. The coding region runs from base 624 to 2135 and encodes 503 amino acids. Lineage: Eukaryota; Viridiplantae; Streptophyta; Magnoliopsida; Sapindales; Anacardiaceae. The transcript is spliced from 13 exons.